Molecule: messenger RNA, 780 nt
Organism: Ostrinia nubilalis (European corn borer)
Lineage: Eukaryota; Metazoa; Arthropoda; Insecta; Lepidoptera; Crambidae
Product: mast cell protease 1A-like
Exons: 3
Coding region: 11-745 (244 amino acids)
Biological process (GO): proteolysis
Molecular function (GO): serine-type endopeptidase activity
Source: RefSeq, a predicted model, not a curated record
UUCUUUUUUAAUGGGGCUGCAAGUAGCGCAAGCCGCGAUGGAAGGGUUUGUCCUCGACGGCAACAAAACGGAGAUAAAAAACUACCCCCAUUCAGUGUAUUUUAAUAUAUAUUGUGCAGAUACGUCGUACAUUUGUGGGGGCUCGAUUCUAAACCAGCGGAUAAUGUUGACCGCUGGACACUGCUUGGAGGACUGCCAUGGGAAGAAUCGUUUAAAUGUGCUGAUUAAAUAUGGCCAUGAAUACAUAAAAAAUAUGAAGUCGACGCAGAUGAAGGAUUUCAUAAUCCACGAACAUUACAACGGUCACACGAUGGCCAAUGACAUUGCUUUGGUGAUGGCGACUAGAGCCCUGCCUCUCGGAAACGUGGUUCGAAGGGUCAUAUUACUGAAUUCAGCGCCGAAACUUAAGCUGGCCUAUGUAGCGGGCUGGGGCGUAAUGAACUACCGCGACGAUGUGUCCCUCACGUUACUGGAAGCAGUUCAAGAGUUGCAGCCUGUGUCAGUAUGCAAGCUGAUGGGACCGCGGCUCAGGGGCACCUUCUGCGCGGGCGUCCUCACUGGCCCGGGGAACCCUGCUGAGGGCGACUCAGGCAGCGCGUUGGUAGGCAAGAAUCACGUUCAAAUUGGACUGGUCUCCUACAAAGUUAGCCACUACAGCCUAGUGAUGUACACCAACGUAUCAUAUCACUUCUACUGGAUACGGAACAACGCUCAAAAACUGUACUGUAGAUAUAAUUUAAAGUAGAUAAAUAGUUAAAUAAAUAAAAGAAUAUGAAAUAA